Molecule: messenger RNA, 3552 nt
Organism: Exophiala bonariae
Lineage: Eukaryota; Fungi; Ascomycota; Eurotiomycetes; Chaetothyriales; Herpotrichiellaceae
Exons: 1
Coding region: 1-3552 (1183 amino acids)
Biological process (GO): cholesterol biosynthetic process
Cellular component (GO): cytoplasm
Molecular function (GO): phosphomevalonate kinase activity; FAD binding
Source: RefSeq, a predicted model, not a curated record
AUGGUUAUAUCUAGUUCUGUAUGUUUCUCCCUCAUUGCAAAUCCAAGUAAGGUCUUCCAUAUUGCCACCACCUUGACAACGGAGACCCUCAACUCCCUCAAGCUAGACCUGAGGCAGGCAGGUUCAUUAAUCGGAGAUUCAUUGGAGCUGCCAUUAUCUGACGAGCAGUACAGCAAUGGGUUUGAGAUCUUGGCCAGGAACGCGGAAUAUAGGACGUACCAAGAUUUCAUUAUUCUUCAAUUGCUUCAGCUCUUUAAUCUACUUCUCAGAUCCAUUGACAACAUCUCAGUGUUAGAAAUUGGACCUGGUCCUGAAAGUGUGCUAGGAUAUUUACCUGGUCAUCAGAGGGACAAGAUCACAAAGUACUUUGCUUUUGAGCCCAAUGAGCUUUUCGCCACAAAAUUGGAGCAAUGGCUUUCUCCUAUUGCCAAUAAUGAGAUUCCACUCCCCUCUCUGCAGGAGCCCGGCAGUAUCAAUAGAUCUCCGUUUCAAAUCCAGCACAAAGCAGAGACGGUGCCCGAUGACAUGCUGUCCGAUCUGGACGGACAAUUCAAUGUUAUAUUGUUCUGUCACAGCAUGUAUGGCAUGAAACCAAAGCGGAAAUUCAUCGAACGGGCACUGGAGAUGCUCGUUGAACAGCCACAGCAUGGAAUGGUACUGGUUUUCCACCGAGGGGAGGCUCUCCAAACUGACGGUCUUGUGUGUAGUCGAAGCGCGACCUUCCCUGGUGUCGUCCGUGUGGACGAUGAUGAUGAAGUACUGGACAGAUUUGCACCCUUCCUGGCCGGGUUCGUGGUGGAGGAUGCGAAUAUCGCCGGCAGUGUCCGAGUUAAAUGGCGUCAGAUCUGCCGUACCAUGGGGCACCGUGACGAGGCUUAUCCUGACCAUCUCUCCUUCAGCUCACCCAAUACCAUGGUGGCUUUUGACAAGCAUGCAACCUCGUUGCCAGAAUUGACGAGGCAAGUGCCAUUGAUCAGUGGGGGCAUGGCAGUCAAAAGCUUUGAAGCGAGAUCUCUUCAUCCCACAGCCCUUGUGAGGCCGACUGAGACUCGACAUGUCCAGAAAUGCGUUCAAUGGGCUCUGGAGCAUGGAACUCGCCUUACUGUGGUUAGUGGUAAUCAUAGUGGCCAUUGCCUUCAGUCGAAUGUUGUGGCAGUUGACAUGGGCGCCUUUGACCAGAUCCACGUUUUGACUGAAGGAGAUGAUCAGCUCGAAACCCAACCCGGACCUCUCGUUUUCGUUGGCUCUGGCUGUAAAACUGGAGACAUCAUCCGGGAAACUAAGGCAAGAGGUUUGACAGUUCCACUCGGGGCUCGUCCAAGCGUAGGUGCUGGGCUUUGGCUGCAAGGCGGGAUCGAACACCUAGCUAGAUCACAUGGACUUGCGUGUGACUCGAUCAUCGGUGCCGUUCUGGUCAGCGUCGACUCUGCCCGUGUGCUCUACAUUGGCUCUGUACCAAGCCAACAUCAGAUCGCUGGUGCCGUUCGCGCUGAAAAUGAUCGCGAGUUGCUGUGGGCGACCAGAGGGGCUGGGACCAACUUUGGCAUCGUGAUCAGUGUCACUUUCAAGGCCUAUGCAGCACCAACAUUCAUGACCCGACACUGGGAUGUCCCUCUCAACAACAAUUUCGAAGCACAACGAAGCCUUAGUGCCUUUGAUAACCGCAUUUCCUGCAGGCUCCCUCAAAAUUGUGCUGCAGAUGCAUAUCUCUACCAGGAGGGCGGGCAAUUACGUCUCGGAGUCUCCAUGUUCGAAUCAACUACAACUAGUCAGGACCUCGGGGUCCUUGUACCUACGGUAGACAGAAUUUGGGACACGCAAGCUAAGGUUAUAGCAUUGGACAGCGUCAGUUUGUUCGAUGCGGAAAUGUACAUGUCGGGAAUGCAUGGCGGUCAUGCCGGUGGCAAGACUUCUUCAUUCAAACGAUGUUUGUUCUUGAAAGACAUUGGAAUGGCGCAUACCACGGAGAAAUUAGUGUUGGCUAUGGAGAGUCGUCCUUCUCCCCUAUGCUAUAUUCACCUGCUGCACGGUGGAGGUGUUGUGCGUCAAGUCGCACCCAAAGAUACUGCUUUCGGUUGCCGAGAUUGGGACUAUGCAUGUGUGAUCACCGGCGUGUGGCCACGCGAUCAAGACAACAGUGGAGUGACACAAGCUGUUGUACACUGGGUCUACAGUGUCACUGAGCGACUGCUGCCAUUGUGCUGUGGCGUCUACGGAGCUGACCUAGGUCCGGACCCUAGAGAUGCCGCUUUGGCACUCAAGGCCUUUGGAAACAACCUGCCGCGAUUAGCCGCCCUCAAGAAAACCCUUGACCCGCACAAUGUGCUAGCUUAUGGCUGUCCACUACUGAAAGCACCCGAGAAACAGAAACUCAUUAUCCUUGUCACAGGCGAAAGCGGCGUUGGCAAGGACUACUGCGCUGAUAUCUGGGCCGAAGCUCUCUCUCGCAUUCGUGACGACUUCGCAGUACGGGUAGUCAGCAUCAGUGAAGCCAUCAAGCGAGAAUACGCACAGGCAACUGGUGCCAACGUGGACUUCCUGCUUCGGAACCGUGCCUACAAGGAACAACAUCGAGCGAAAUUAACGAAGUUCUAUAAUGAACAACUUCAACAACGCCCGCAGCUGCUGCAAGAAAAUUUCCUAGCUGCUGUGAAUUUGCCUUUGGACUCAGGUGUACUGAUGAUCACUGGAAUGAGGGAAGAUGCACCGGUCGCAGCCUUUGCGCACCUUGUACCUAGCAUUAAGAUCGUCGAGGUUCACGUCCAAGCUGGUCAGAGGACGCGGCAAGUUCGUCGAGGGUGCCACAGUAUUGAUGAACAGGAAACAUACGCCACGAACUCCAAUGAGAUCAAAGGGAAAUCGAAGUCGACACUACAGUAUUCUCAGCCCGAAUUUAUCUUCGAUAACAAUAAGUCCGGGUCUGAUAGUGCUAAGACUUUCGACUCAUGUUACCUUGCUCCUUUGAUUGACGAGGGCGUGCAGCGCUUAGCUGAUAUGGUGCGUUCUGUACCUGAUUUUUCAACACCAGGCAUUGAAUUUCGCCACAUUCUCAAUAUCUGCCAGGAGCCAGAUGGGAUGGUCCUUUGCAGUUCUCUUAUGCAACCUCAACUCAGUACCUGGAGCAAUGUCGACGCGGCAGUAGGCUGUGAGGCCGGCGGAUUCCUUUUUGCAUCGGCUCUUACGUUACGGCUCAAUAAGCGAUUGCUGUUGAUUCGUGAAGCUGGCAAACUGCCUCCACCCACAAUCUCGGUCGUUAAGCCCAGAUCGUUCAUCUCGUCAUUUGCAUCACAGGCCUCUGGGAAACUUCGAAUUAAGUUGGAACGAAAUAUGCUGAAAAGACAUGCCUCGGUGAUCGUGGUCGACGAUGUGCUUUCCACCGGCCACACACUUUGUGCGAUACUCCAGCUGUUGACUGAAGCUGGUGUCGACCAUGAGAAUAUUAGGGUACUUGUCGUGGCCGAAUUUCCAGCUCACCAGGGCCAACAGCUGCUGCGUGAGCCUGGCUUUGGACGAGUAGGUAUUCAGAACAUUUUGGUCUUUGGCGGUGCUUAG